Molecule: messenger RNA, 8833 nt
Organism: Sitodiplosis mosellana (orange wheat blossom midge)
Lineage: Eukaryota; Metazoa; Arthropoda; Insecta; Diptera; Cecidomyiidae
Gene: rho-5
Product: inactive rhomboid protein 1
Exons: 19
Coding region: 1679-5902 (1407 amino acids)
Biological process (GO): regulation of protein secretion; regulation of epidermal growth factor receptor signaling pathway
Cellular component (GO): endoplasmic reticulum membrane
Molecular function (GO): serine-type endopeptidase activity
Source: RefSeq, a predicted model, not a curated record
ACUGUGAGGCGUUAGAGAGAAAGAGAUGGACGGCGUAUGUAUCCACAUCCAUAUAUACACCAUUACGAACACACGAAAAAGUCAAAAUAUCCUGAAAAAAAAAACUCGAUGAAAAUGGAAAAUGGUUCUUUCUCUCCAUAGUGAACAUAAUAUUCUGAGUGUGCAAGACAGACUACGAAUGAAGUUUCGUUGACGACAUUUUUUUUAUAUACAUAUAUUUUUUCCUUUGUCCAAUAAAUAACCAGAAAAUAAAACAAGAAAAUCAUACGAAAACGAAACAGAAAAAAAUACGUGCAAUUUUAUCCGUGAAAUUGAACAGCCGAAUUACGGGAAAACGGGCAAAUUCUAAUCGAACAAAAUUUCUGUGAAGCUUAAGAUAAAAUAAUCAAACAUGCGUUCAGCUAUUUGAUGUUCUAUUUCUCGUUCUUCUUCUUUUUUUGCGUGGAUGAGUUUGCUUUUGUGUUAUGCUUUUUGGUUUUCUCAUAUAUUUUUUUUCCGCGGAAACUUCGUAGUUUGUUUGAAUUGUGCCAAUAAGGAAGAAAGAAAAGAGAAUGAAUUGAAAGUGGUGGCGAAGGCAAUGUGAAAAAUAUACACAAUCUGAAAAUAUCUUAUCAAAUGGACCAAAGGCGACGGCACAAUAAAGACAAGUGAAGAACGAAAAAAACGCACACCACACUCACGCCAAUAUCGACACACAGUAGAACGACGCACAUAGGAGCAGCAAAAGCCAGAUGUGUGGCAAAUCUGUGUAGGCCAAAAAAUUUCACCCAAAAAACCAUCCAUUUUCUGGCCUAGUGGAUAUUGGACAAGGAACAAUGAAAAUCAAAUGAUGAAUUAAAUUGUAGCGACACGAACGCUUUUCGAAAGUCAUCGAGUGGUCUUCAAAUGAGCAGAGAAUCUGCAUCGACGAUUCGGAAUUGGCAGACCAAUUCAUGACACGCACACGUGACUGAUUCCUCUCUCAAUAUUUUUUGUUCGCUUCUUCUUCAAUAACAACACAGAAAUUUAAAAGAGAAAAAAGUCAAAUCAACCAACCAACGAAAUCAAAAAGAAAACUUUUUUUUGUUACAUUUUAAUUAUUAAAAUUAGUUAAAAGCAAAACAAGAAAACAUUUCCAUCAAUCAAAUAUGCAAAAGUGAUAACGUUUAUUAACAACAACAAAAAAGUGACGAGACGACGACGACUAGUUGAAAUAAAAAUAGCUCAAUUUUAGUGCCGCAACUAGGAUAAUAUUGUGUGGAGCACACCAGCAUAACUCUCAACUCAUCAUUCGUUCAAAUUUUGUGUAUGCUGCUUUUGCUGCUGCUGCUUUUUUGUCUUCUUUCAACAAAAGAAUCGAAAAAUUUGUUGUUCGUUUUGGGGGAAAAUAAAUCGGCUUGUGUGCGUUUUAUUGAAUCUUUGAGAAGACUCAUAUGAACCAAAGACGAAAUAAAAAAUAAGCUCUGUAACGCCCGCACAUCAACUCUCCACCAUCGGAUGUAUAAAUAAAUAAUGAGAACAACAAAAAUGAUGUGAACAGUCGAAAUUGAGGGAAAAAAACGAAACAAGAAUCCACACCACGGCGAAUCACUCAUCAAAGGGAUAAUUAUCGCGGAAAAAACAGAGAGGGAGCGGGAGAGAGAAGAACGGGACAGAUUGUAAAUCAAUUGGACUGGAAUUGCAAAAGUCCAUCAGCUGAAUGUCUUCGCAGUUGUCGCCAAAGAAAUUGCAUCAUCAUCAACCGUUAUCGAAUCACAACGGAAAUGUGAAACAAUGCCAUGAUCUGCAGAAUACGAGCAAUAAUCACCAUCUCGGCAUCACAUCAACUUCCACACAAACAAUUAAUUGCUGUGACAUAAAUGGUGUGAUCAACGGUGGUACCAUCAAGCGACGCAAAUCGAAAGACACUCAGAUCAUUCAGCUCACAAACAAAUCAAUCCAAAGCAUCGAUGGCAACUUCUCCGAUCAGCCACAUUCAAAUGAUGACGACAGUUGCAGCACCACUAGCCAUAUUCUACCCGCAAACUCCUCUCCAACCACACACACUUUAAACAAUCAAAUCAAGUCACCGAACAGUACAACACUGAACGGCUAUCAUUCGUACAGCUUAGCAAAUAAUAGCAAUUAUGCACAAUCAAUCGACCAAAAUGCAUCCAUUUCCAAUUAUCGACGCAAUUGUAAUGUUCCCGUGGCAUUUUUUGAUCCACCGCCAUCUGGCACACCGAGUCGACUAUCCAUUCAUCAUCCACCUCCUGAUAUCUAUGAUUCUGAAAUUACAACAUGCUGUUUGCCACCACCGUCACCAGCACCAAACAGCGAUCGAUUCAUUGGCAUUCCACCACAGCAUCAUCAACAGCAACAUCAUCAAACUCAACAAUCGCAACAAAGAUAUAAAAAUUCGAUGCCGGAUCGUUAUCGAGAUGUUGCAACGAAAUGUGAUAGAUAUUUGCCGCCACCACAUUAUUUAGCCAAUGGAGCACCGCUGGUGUCGACUGGCGGCAGCAUGACAAACAACGUUGUCGACACGAAUUCGGUGAAUAUGUACGGUAAUGUGGUGAAUCGCGGCUUAGUUGGCAACACAAAUAAUUCAAUUGUGACAAAUUCAACGGACACUUAUCUAAGCGGCUAUUUAUCAUCGACCGUUCAUACACCGGUUAAACGUUACAUUCCCAGCACCAACACGAUCGCAACGGAUAUCUAUUCCGACUCAACAGUUGUCUUGCCCCAUCAUCAACAGACACCACGAAACUCAUCACAGUCGAACUGCAAUACACUUACAUCAUCUUACCGUUAUCGCAUGAAAUGCUGCCCAAAUCUCGAGAAUAUAGAAAAUUCAAAUGCAUUUGCAACGACGCCACGUGCUCGUCAAAUGAACUCGACCAAACUAUCAAUGUCAGCAACUGCUUCCCCAAAAUCGCUGGUACCAUCUGUUUCAUCCACAUCGACAUUGUCACUGAACAGCGGAAAAAGUGGCUCGUCUAGUGUUCGAUCAUCCGUUAGAAAUGUUUACGAACAGUCAAUGAAUCAACAAAAUGUCAUCAUGAAUAAUCAUCAUCAGCAGCAAUCGCAAGUAUCACAUCCACAAGUCGAAUCGCAGGAACUAGUGCAUACAAACGUACCAUAUGAUCAUCAUCAUCAUCACCCUUUAAAUGCUGCUAAUUCAUAUGUUUCAGCAAUAAUACCAUCGAAUUCAAUGAACAAUUCAGCACAAAAUACGGGCAAUGGAACAUGUUUACAUUGCAAUACAAUGCGGCGCACAACUGGAGUUCAUCAAACCACUCAAACGGGACCGGUUAGCCCGAUUCCACAAAAUAUUAAUAACAAAACCGUUUUCUUGGGCUUCUCCGACAAUGGUGACUUUGAAAAGGCAUCAACUAGUGCGGCAUCGAGUCUUCGACAGGUGCAACUUCAACAACAACAACAGUCGCAGCAGCAGCAGCAGCAACAGCAACCGCAGCCUCAGCCGAUGCAACAGACAUUCAACAGAGAUGGAGCUCAACAAGUGCAAGUGCAGCAGGAACAAAUCACGCCACAACAAUCUCAGUCACAAUUGGAAUCGCAAGAAAGCUUGGUUCAAUCACAACUCGCCGAUGAUUCUGAUCAAGCACCUCACACAUCACGCAAGCAAAAGAUUAAACAGUACGUGAAACGGGAGAUAGCCAAAUUUUUCGGCGUCGAUGUGGCGAGCGAGGAUCGAGAACGUGUAAAAUGGUCGGAGCGACAGAAGCGACUUGCAUUACGUCGAUUUGGUUCAUUGAAACAGAUCCAAAUCGAUGAGCGUCGUGAUCGUCAGCAAAGCGAUCGGCCGGAUAUAUUACCAGUGGAUCAUAUGUCGACAUCACAUCACUACUACGACCGCGAAAAUGUAAAUGUAAUGAAUCGAAAUGGUGGUAAUAUGGUGCGACGUCACAAUUUGGACGAUGAAAUUGAUAUCGACGAUGAUGAUGAAUUGGAAGAGGAUGCCGCAAUCGUAAACCAACACUUGAUAAUCGAGCGUAAGGCAGCCGUUUCAUCAUUACUAUGGCUGGGACUACAGUAUGCAAUUCACGCAUUUACUAAGAAAGUUCCACGCAACGAGCGUCAAUGGUCGCGUAGCUUUGCGCCGCAAUAUUUGAAUAACUCGUUCAUUGGACAGCAACAGCAGCAGCAACAACAACAUCAACAGUCUCACUCGAGCGACUUAUCGCAGCCGAACGAAUUGGAUUUUGGUGGAAAUGAUGCAUUUGACGGUGUUUCAUUGCCGAACCUACAAGAGAACGAACUAUUCUUCGACUCAACAAAUACUAGCUCACCAAAUCCGAACGCGGCCAAUAAUGGGACGCAUCGCGGCACAAGGAUUUCCACUCAACUAUUAGACGGUGUGCAAGACAAUUCACGUCGACCCACACAAAAGAAAUUAAAACUGUUACACGUACAUCAGCUAGACGAUCGAUACGAUCAUAGACCGUAUUUUACCUAUUGGAUUAAUACUGUGCAGGUGCUGGUCCUCUGUUUGACACUCAUUUGUUAUGGCUUUGGACCGGUUGGCAUCGGUAUGGAAAAGAAAAAUGGCCAAGUACUGGUGACCAGCUUGAGUUUACAACAAGUUCAACAUCAAGAGCCACGAAACAUUUGGAUCGGACCGAGAGGUGAUGAUUUGGUUCAUUUGGGCGCCAAAUUUGCGGCAUGCAUGAGAAAGGAUUUUAAAAUAUUGGAUGUUAUGGCGAAGACACGGCGACAGGAGCGUGAAACGGCAUGUUGCAUACGAAACGAUGACUCUGGGUGUGUACAAAGCUCACAGGCAGACUGUAGCGUUAGAGGGCUUUGGCCAACGAAGUCAAUUUCAACGUGGAAAAAAUGGUCACCGGGUGAAUCAGGGCCGGGCGGUCGUAUAUCUGGUUCAGUAUGCGGCUUAGAUCCAAAAUAUUGCGAUGCGCCCGCUUCAAUAGCACCGUACGAGUGGCCAGAUGAUAUCACCAAAUGGCCAAUAUGCCGGAAAACCAAUUCAUUUUCACAAAGAUUCCGUUACAAAGAUCACACAGCUGAGCACAUGGUUUGCGAGGUAAUUGGACACCCGUGUUGUAUCAGCGUUUACGGCGAGUGUCGAAUAACGACACGUGAAUUUUGUGACUUUGUCAAUGGUUAUUUUCAUGAAGAAGCAUCUUUGUGUUCACAGGUUUCGUGUUUGAACGACAUUUGCGGAAUGUUUCCAUUUAUAUCGCCCGAUGCACCUGAUCAAUUUUACCGUUUGUUUACGUCGCUGUGCUUACAUGCCGGUAUCAUACAUUUAGUUAUCACCGUUGCCUUUCAGCACAUAUUUUUGACCGAUUUGGAACGUUUGCUGGGACCGAUACGAACAGCCAUACUGUACGUGGGUAGUGGUGUAGCUGGAAAUCUACUUAGCUCCAUUUUUCUGCCGUAUAAACCAGAAGUUGGUCCGUUAGCAUCGAUAGCCGGCGUUGUUUCUUCUAUGGCUGUGCUAUUAAUUAUGAUCCAUUGGAGACAAUUGAAGCGGCCGCAUAUGGCACUUAUCAAAUUGAUCUUUUUGGCGGUGUGCAUCUUUGCCAUUGGCACAUUACCAUGGCAACAGCACAUCGUCGGUCUAAUGGGUGGCAUUUUGUGCGGUACCGUGCUCACAAUCACAAUGGUACCAUUCUUAAGCGUUACUACAUAUGGACGCAAGGCAAAGAUCAAAUUGGUGUGGACGUGUAUUUUGCUGCAUGUUAUCAUCUAUGCGACGUUGUUCAUCUUAUUUUAUCUAUUUCCAAUGGCGAUCUCAUCGUUUGGAUUGUGGGGUGGUGACACGGGUGACGACAGUGCAAUUGGCGGUGGUUAUAGUGUGGGCGGCAAUAUAGUCGCAUGUGAUAAUAACAAGGGAAUGCAAUGUGGUGGCACGAGUAAUAACGCGCCCGGCGGUAUUGUUCGUAGCGCUAUCAAUAUCUGAUAUGGUUUAACGCAUUAAAAAAAGAUAUUUAAUUCAAAACAGAAAGGAAAAAAAACACCUCAAAAUCAUUCAUUCAACCAAUUUUCAAGGGAAAAAAAAUGAAAAUUUCAACACAAAUCAAUAAAAUAGAAAUCAACUUCUUAAUCUCUUAUCUGCUGAACGAUCAAACUCUCGGUGAGGAAACGUUAUCAAUUGUUACGAUGUAAUUGAAAAUGCAUCACUGAAUAUUUGAAUAAUGUUGCGUUAUUGGUUCUAGAGAAAGAACAAGGUUCGGAUGGCGUUUCAUUUGUUUUCCUUUUUUUGCAAAGUAAUUUGUUACUUAGAAAUGAAUUUGUUAAUUCCUUAUUUAAAUUUGUUGAUUUUCAACCUCCAAAUGUUUAUGUUACGGUCUCUCUUAUAUGAACAUUAUCUUUCUAGCCAAAUUCGCAUAUGUUUAUACUAUUUUACAAGCCGUCAUCAUCCAUUGUUCAUUCUCAUUUUGUUUCGAUUUCAUUAUUUCCAUUGGUUUAUUGCCCAAUUUUUAUGACCGUUUCGAUUUUCGAGAGCAGGGAAAGUUCCCAUUCAAAAAUUCAAAAGGAACAAUUUUCCCCUCAAUGUACAUAACUUUCUUGGCUUUUCGUUCACUUUUAUGUUCUUGUCGGUUUUUUUUAUGGAUCUAAUUCUCUUUUCAAUAAACUAGUCAAUGAACCUUGACUUCAGGAAUGUUUUCUUUUCAGUAUUCACAACAUAGAAUUAAUUUCAAUGUUCGGGUCAUACAGUUAGAAAAAAAUUAUGGUAGUUUACCAAGAAAUUGGCUGUUUUCACGGUUUUCAUCAUUCAGAAGUCAACUUUCUUCCGCCAUUUAUGUUUUAAGUAAUACCAUUGACUUAGUUAGUACAGAAUUUGUUUCAUUUUGCAUUCUUGAGUUUUGUUUUUUUCUUUUUACCCAAAAAUAUCUUUGAAUUCUUCUCCAAAAUCCGCCUCUAUUUUGCAAUCAAAGCAGAAUUUUUACACGCAUUCAAUCGUUUUGGGUGGGCAGAGAUAGAGAGGCUGAAGUAUGACUGCACAUUUGAUGUUUUUGUAAAUACAUUUCGGUAUGGCAAAUGAGCUGUUCCAAUUUAACGAUUGCAGCAAGAGAAUAAAAUAGACAGAGUAAUUGUAUAGGACAAACAAACAAAAAAGUAAUAAACAAAAGUGACAAAAAAUGAAACAAAACGUCAAAGAGCUAUAUUUUGGUGAAAAUGAUUGAUUUAAAAAAAGCAGAAAAAAAUGGAAGAAAAAGAGAAAGUAGGUGAAUCACGUAAAAUCCUUGUAGGUACAGCGACAAAUAUAAAGAACAUCUAACGCGCGCACGCAUUCUGUUUGAAAAAAAAAAACGAAUUAAAAUGGUAAUGCAUACAAGUUGGCACACGGCAUCAUGUUAACGUGUGUUUUUUUGUUGCAUUGCAUCAACAAGAAAAAAAAAGCUAUUACAUAUACACAUUUAAACUAAAAAAAAAAAAUAAUUAGGUGAGGUAUACAAACAACAACAAAAAAUAACAUUAAAAACACGAUAUUGAAAUGAAAGAAGGAUGAAAAUGGGCAACACAGAAAAAAAAACAUAAAUUCAUAUGUUAAUCUAUUAAUAUGAUGAAAAGAAUAAACAAAAAAAGAAGGAUUAUAUUUCUAAUAAGGAGACAAAAUACAACUAACAUUGAUGUAACUCAAAUUGAAGAUUAAUAACAUAAGUGAAAAGAGAGUCGGAAACAAUCUAAAUGGAAACAGAUAGAGAACAAUUUAAACGGAAAAACACACACACACACACACACCUCUAGAUGUAGGGAACCAAAUACGAUAAAAAAACCAACCAAAUUGUAAACCGUACAUUUCAUUGCUAUAUUUUUUUGUUUCAGUGGAAUUUUUUUGUCAACAAAACAUAUAUAAUUAUUUCUCUCGAAUGUUUUCUUCGUGCAUUUUGUUGAACAUUUGACUUAAACAAAUACGUGUUACAAAAAAAAAUCAUAAUUAAUUCUGUUUUAAACAAGCUACCAACAAGUAAAGCCAUUUAGUGUAUAAAACAAUUGCAUUCCACGAGAAGAAAGACAGAAUGUGAAGCACACCGAUGGAAAAUCAUCGGUGCCGCACACAAACAAACACUAAACUACUUCACUGAGAUUGUUUUCACUGCCAAAACAUAUAUACGCGAGAAUCACACAUCAUAUCCAUCGAUGUGUCCAAUGGAAAAUGGGAUUUGUUCAAAUUCCACACGCCAACGAUGCCAAGCAUGCACAGGUUCUCGAAGUAGAAAAAAAAAGUUCAAAUGUGCAAUAUUUCAUUCUUUUUUGUUUACAAUUUAAAGAAGAAGGAAAAGAAACUAUGACUUAAUUCUUUUUUUUAAAAAAAAAAUCAGUUCAAAAUAUAGACGCUGAGACAAACACUCACCUGUUAUUCAUCAAAUUUUAAACUGAUCGAAAACCAAAAUAUUCUAUUUUCCCCCCCGUUUCGCAUUAAGUAAAACCAAAAUCAAUCGUAAAACUAGGCAAAUAUUUAUGAAAUGGCAACACAUUUGCCCACAUUCACUCACAUACACACACACACACGCGCAAAAUAUUGCUAGUUUGGAUAGAAAAUUAAAAUCGAAGAAUGAAAAUAAAUGGAAAACACACAUAUACAGUUGUAGUUUGAGCCAAACGGAUGCAAUUUCAUUUAAGUUUCCAAUUUAGUCGCGAAUUUUGUUUCAUUUUAAAAAUGAUUUCAUUCAUUUCAUGAAUUCAACAAUGCCCCAGGUGAUAACAAACGAAAGGCAAAAUCCAAGAAAUAUUUGAACAAAAAAACACACACAAAACGUAAAUAUCAGUUUUUAGUUUAAAGAAAAAUAAAUGAAAGAAAAACCAAAUGAAGUAAGAAAUGAAAAUUUAUGAAAAAUUAUAAAAUUUAUUUCAAAGUAAACCGUGAUUUCAUACCUAAGAAACA